Molecule: messenger RNA, 777 nt
Organism: Sungouiella intermedia
Lineage: Eukaryota; Fungi; Ascomycota; Pichiomycetes; Serinales; Metschnikowiaceae
Source: the annotation of a GenBank genome assembly
AUGGGACCAAGGACAAAUAGGGAGAUUCUUACGGGAGGUAAGAAGUACCACCAGAGGCAAUCCAAGAAAUUCGGCGUGGAUGAGGUUGUGUUUGACAAAAGCUCCAGACAGGAGUACUUGACUGGAUUUCACAAGCGUAAGUUGGAGAGAAAGAAGAAAGCACAAGAAUUCCAUAAGGAACAGGAAAGAUUGGCCAAAAUUGAAGAGAGAAAGCAGGACAGAGAUGAGAGACAACGUAACUUUGAGGAGCAGCUCUCACAGAUGAAGGCAGCCAAGGGUUUGGCUUUGGAUGUCGCAGGUGAAAGUGAUAAGGACGACAGCGACAAUGAAUGGACCGGAUUUGGCGAGACUGAAGAGGGGAAAGUAGUUGAUGAUGCCGAGAAUCUCGAUGCUAGUCAAGAUGAGGAGGAGUUGAAGGGCAUUCUUCUGAGAAAACAAGUGUAUAAGAUCGAAGACCCACAAGUGUUGGGUGAUGCUGUCGUGGACGAGGAAACCACCGUUGUUGUGGAGUCAUUGGAGAAUCCAUAUAGUGCCAGUUUAGCACAGCGAAGUUUGGAGGCAGCAGCUAAGGCCAACAAUGUCAGUUUGGAGAAGCUGGAGGAGGUGUUGGAGAAGUCGAUUAACAGGGCUAAGAAAUACGCUAUUGUUUGCGGAGUGAGCAAGCCCAAGCCCAAACCACAGAAGAAGAAGAAGUUCAGAUACUUAACCAAGUCGGAGAGACAUGCCAACAAUGCUAAGGCUAAGUUGAACAAGAUGAAGAACAGAAAACGGGACUAG